Messenger RNA from Macadamia integrifolia, 3091 nucleotides. RefSeq names its product ABC transporter A family member 7-like. The coding region runs from base 244 to 3039 and encodes 931 amino acids. Gene Ontology annotation, molecular function: ABC-type transporter activity; ATP hydrolysis activity; lipid carrier activity. Gene Ontology annotation, cellular component: membrane; intracellular membrane-bounded organelle. The record is from RefSeq and is a predicted model, not a curated record. Lineage: Eukaryota; Viridiplantae; Streptophyta; Magnoliopsida; Proteales; Proteaceae. The transcript is spliced from 19 exons. Gene Ontology annotation, biological process: lipid transport; transmembrane transport.
UUUAGCUGCUUCUGUUUUUAAUCGAAAGUGGGUGGAAGUUUAAUUUUUGUGAUGAAUAAUGAAAUGCAAGUUAAGAAAACCUGCAACACAGAAAAGAAAGAGAAAGAGAAACCAGUUUUUAAUAUCUCAUUAGCUCUGUCAUGUCAUCAUCAGAGCAACGAAGCGAAUAGAAUGCCAAAGAAGAUUCAAAGAGAAACAGGUAAUUCAAGAAUUCAGAAGGUCUAGAAGUAAAGAAAGAACAAAAUGGUGGAAUCUGUGAGUUUCCAGAAACAGGCUAAUGCUCUGUUGAGGAAAAACUUGUGUUACCAGAAACGCAAUUUAGGGAUGAUAUUGAAACUUCUGGCAUUCCCAAUCAUUAUGUGUAUUCUGCUUUCCCAAAUCCAGAGGGUUAUUAAUUCAUUUUCAGAUAAGCUGGGUGCUAUGUCAAUGUGUCAAUGUGAUUGCUCCACCCCAGAGAAAAUUACAGAGAAAUGCAAUAUGGAAUGUAUAAACAGGAUCGUGCAGAGCAUGAACAACAUGAAUAUCUGUCCCGUAAUAAAACCAAGAAGAUGGCCACCUCUGUUCCAAUUACCUGAAGGGUUACAGAAAAGAUGCAAGAAGUUUGAAUCAUGUCCUGCACAAAUGCUGCUUACUGGUGCUAACAUGACAUUAGGAAAGGGAUUGGCGAGGAAUCUUUUCCCACCAAACAAAUACUCAGCUUCCUUAUUCAAAGAAGAUCGACUGAGAAUUGCAGAGGAUAUACUUCUAGCAAGUGAUACGGGGGCUUCAAAGACAAAUGGUUUUGAUAUGGCAUUCUUUCAGAACACACCUUUAGUGACAGUUCAAGCAGAUUGCUUACCCAAAAGUGACCUUGUACUUCCAACUGGUGAACUUGGCAGAAUGCGUAUCCCUCAAAAAUUAGGAUGCUUGCAAGCUGAACAACUAUGGCGAAGUAAUUCUUCCCUUAUUACUACUGAGGUAGUGGAUAACUUUCGGAACAAAUCCAAAAAUAAGCUGACAAAUGAGAUUCUAGGAGUAUUUGAUUUCCUGAACACAAACAAUCAUAACUUCAACACAACAGUCUGGUAUAAUCCAACUCACACAGAUGACAGUUCUGAAGUGGGUACCUCACCGGUUAACAUGACACAUAUUCAGAAGGCUUUGAAUAUGGCCUCAAAUUCCUACCUCCAAUUCUUGAGAGGUACCAAGUCAAAGGUGAUUCUCGAGUUCAUUUCAGAGAUGCCUAAACCUCUAUCAGUAACACCGAAGUUGGAUAUUUCUGCUCUUGCCGGACCACUGUUCUAUGCAUGGAUCUUUCAGUUACUUAUUCCGGUUAUGUUGAAUAACCUAGUUUAUGAAAAGGAGAAUAAACUAAGGAUCAUGAUGAAGAUGCAUGGACUCGGGGAUGGUUCUUACUGGUUAAUUACUUACUCCUACUUUCUCAUUAUAUCGACUGUCUACACAAUAUUGUUUAUAUUGUUUGCCACACUUGUAGACUUAAAAUCCUUCACAAUGAACAGCUAUGGCAUUCAGUUUGUCUUCUACUUCGUCUAUAUGAACCUACAGAUUGCACUUACGUUUCUUAUAGCCACAUUUUUUUCAGAUUUAAAGACUGCUGCAGUGUUUGGAUUCUUAUUCGUGUUUGGCUCUGCACUUCUGGGAUCCUUUCUUUUUGUGAAUAUGGUCAAAUCAUCCACCCAUGAAUCCCUCAUUCUACUUUUGGAGGUGUUUCCUCCUUUUGCUUUAUUCCGCGGGCUACAUGAGUUUGGACAAUAUUCCUUUGAUGCUCAAUUAGCCGGAGGCGUUGGAAUGAGUUGGAAGGAUUUGCGUGAGAGCGGAUUGCAAUCGGUGAUAAUUAUCAUGACCAUUGAAUGGAUAGUACUGCUUUUGUUAGCAUAUUACUUGGAUCAAGUUGUCUCAGUCGGCAGUGGAGUCAAGAAACACCCAUUAUGGUUCCUGAGUCGCAAAUUUAAUACCUGUUCAUGUACUCCUCUAGACGACCCACAUAGAAAAGGGUUCGAUGUGCUUGUCAAUAUGGAAAAGAAUGAUGUCUAUCAUGAGAGGGAAGUAGUUGAGAAGCUAAUGCAGGAGCCUUAUAAGAGCUAUCCUAUGAUUGUUGACAAACUCCAAAAGGUAUAUCCUAGUAGAGAUGGAAACCCUGAGAAAGUUGCAGUAAAAGAAAUCUCUCUUGCUUUGCCUGAAGGAGAAUGCCUUGGUAUGCUUGGUCCAAAUGGUGCAGGAAAAACUUCUUUCAUCAGUAUGAUGAUUGGUCUUACAACUCCCACUGCUGGUAAUGCUUUUGUUAGUGGGUUUGAUUUAAGGAAUGAAAUGGAUAAAGUGUAUUGUAGCAUGGGUGUCUGUCCACAGCAUGACUUGCUCUGGGAAAUGUUAACUCCGCGAGAGCACCUACUGUUUUAUGGUCGACUGAAGAACCUUACUGGCGAUGAAUUAACGCACGCUGUGGAAGAAUCAUUAAGGGGUGUAAAUUUAUUUACCGUUGCUGAUAAGCAAGCAGGAAAAUUUAGUGGCGGCAUGAAAAGGAGGCUUAGUGUUGCCAUUUCAGUGCUUGGAAAUCCUAAGGUUGUCUAUCUGGAUGAGCCUAGCACAGGACUAGAUCCAGCUUCUAGAGACAGCUUGUGGAAAGUAAUAAAAAAAGCAAAGCAAGGGAAAGCAAUCAUUCUCACAACACAUUCAAUGGAAGAGGCAGAGGCUCUAUGCAACAGGAUAGGAAUUUUUGUCGAUGGCAGUCUUCGGUGCAUUGCUAACCCGAAUGAGUUAAAAGCUAGAUAUGGAGGGAUCUAUAUCUUAACAGUGACAACCUCUUCUGCUCAUGAAGAAGAUGUAAAGGAAAUGGUACACAGGCUCUCUCCGGACGCAAAAAGGAUAUAUCAUAUAUCAGGCACACAGAAGUUCGAAUUACCAAAGCAAGAUGUCGAAAUUGCACACGUUUUCAGAGCAAUUGAGAAUGCAAAGAAGAAUUUCAUUGUACAAGCAUGGGGUUUAACCGACACCACGUUGGAAGAUGUCUUCAUCAAAGUUGCCAAAGGCGCACAGAAUUAGUAGGACUUUUUUUUUUUUGGUGUGCAAAGAAUUAGUAGGAUUGACUGCUUAU